Messenger RNA from Ananas comosus (pineapple), 1125 nucleotides. RefSeq lists its product as uncharacterized. The record is from RefSeq and is a predicted model, not a curated record. NCBI's taxonomy places the organism in Eukaryota, Viridiplantae, Streptophyta, Magnoliopsida, Poales, Bromeliaceae. The transcript is spliced from 5 exons. Bases 144 to 863 code for a protein of 239 amino acids.
GAUCCCCACAAAACCCGUUGCGGUGCGCGUAAUGCGGUAACAGCUACAAAAAAACCCCAACUCCCCCCGCCCUUUCUCUCUCUCUCUCUCUCGCUAAUUCUCCUAAUCUUACCCGAGAACGCACUAAACCCUCACUCUCAUCCAUGGCGCUCUCCACUUCUCGCCUCCUCCUCCGCUCCCCACCACCACCACCUCCCCCAAAUCCCUACCCCAAAACCCUAAUCCCCAACACCAUCGCCAUCGCCCCCGCCGGAGUCGGCGCCGCUACUCCUCGGAACCCCUUCUGGGCGCCGAGUUCUCCGAAUCGCCGUGUGGUGUCGGCGUCGGCGGCAUCGUCGUCGUCGUGGGCGGCGGGGGACCUUCGCCCGGCGAUCGACGAGAACCCUGAGGGGAUCAUAUCUGGCGAGUGGCCGGAGAACAUCUACUUCCUCGGCUACGACGAUCUCCGCGCCUACCUCGAGUCUCAGAUCAUCUCCUCCGAUAAGAUGAAGCCGACAGCAGUUUUGGGGGAGGUGAUGUCGAAGCCAGUGUGGACGGCAAUGGUGGAUCAGAAGCUGGAGGAGAUCAACAACCACUUUGAGGUCGUGUCGGGGCUCCCAGUGAUCGAUGCUGCAGGGAAGUGCAUUGGGGUCAUUUCCAAGAAAGACACGGCCAAAGCCUUAAAAGGGUUGGAGUCAAAGGUUGGUGAAGUCAUGUCAUCUCCAGCCAUUACUUUGCCGGCUGACAAGACUGUCUUGGAUGCUGCAGCUUUAAUGCUUAAGAGGAAGGUUCACAGGAUACCAAUUUUGGAUAAACAACAGCAUGUUGUUGGAAUCGUUACCCGAACGGAUGUAUUUCGUGCACUGGAGUCCCAAGAGGUAUAAAAUCCCCUCUAUCGACACGCGCCCACCUAUGUUUGUACAAAUGGAUAUUAAUUUGGAUGAAUGUAGUUACUAUGCCAUGACGGCUUUGUGAAUCCGAGUUCUGUAAUUAGUAGGGUGUCUUUCUACUCUAGGAGGCCGCGUUCUUAAGAUAAAGUGGAGUUUGGACAAUGUAUAAAGCUGAUUUCAGAAUGCGAGGUCAAAUUUUGUAACUGAUGGUGCUUCGUUUUAGCAUAUAAUAUGAUGCAACUCUUGUUGUCAUCUA